Messenger RNA from Periophthalmus magnuspinnatus, 3408 nucleotides. RefSeq names its product WD repeat-containing protein 20. The coding region runs from base 317 to 2299 and encodes 660 amino acids. The record is from RefSeq and is a predicted model, not a curated record. Gene Ontology annotation, molecular function: protein binding. The transcript is spliced from 4 exons. Lineage: Eukaryota; Metazoa; Chordata; Actinopteri; Gobiiformes; Gobiidae.
GCCUGCUCGGCACGCAGGAUUACGCAGUAACGCAAGUCUACAUUACGCACAGUGGCUCUGAUGGCUGCGCGGAGGAUGCGCGGAAGCUGAGGAGAGGAUGCGGACUCCGGUUCAUAGAGGCCUCAUACCCGGGUUGGUUGGCUUUAUACCCGGGUCGGUUGUCUGGCGACAACAAGAGAAAGAUGCGCUGUGGCGGAGCGGUUGUGGACGUCAGCCCAGCUGAGCAUGCCACUUUGAUCUGCUUCUUUCAUUUGUUUUUUGAUUAUUUCCAGGUCAAAUCUCGGUUUCCUGUGCGGCUUGUUUGUAGCUGCUAAAAAUGGCCGGAGAUGGCGGCGGACUGAAGGAUAUCAAUGAGAUUAAAUCACAGUUCCGAACUAGAGAGGGGUUCUACAAGCUGCUCACCCUCUCAGACUCUCAGCAGAGAGGAGGCCUGCCUCGGGGAGUGUCUGCGGGAACAACGCUGGGGCCAGUGGCGGGGGCCAUCCCUGGCGGAGGGGUCGGGCUGCUGCAGGGGCCAGGGACUACCGCGUCCUCUUCAAACGCCGGCGCAAGCUCGUCUCCAGCGGGCUUCCUGCCCCCUGUCAGGGUCUCCAUGGUCAAGCUGCAGCCCGAGGACCCCGGUGAGGAGUCCGAGCGGGUGUGCUUCAACAUCGGCCGGGAGCUCUACUUCUACACAUACACCAAUAUCAAGAAGGCUGUAGACCUGAGCAAGCCCAUUGACAAGCGCAUCUACAAAGGCACACAACCCACCUGCCACGACUUCAACCAGUACUCCGCCAGCGCAGACAGUGUGGCUCUCAUCGUGGGCUUCUCUGCGGGACAGGUGCAGUACCUGGACCCCAUCAAAAAGGAGACCAGUAAACUCUUCAAUGAGGAGAGGCUGAUAGACAAAUCCAAGGUCACCUGUCUCAAGUGGCUUCCGAAGUCUGAAAAUCUGUUCCUGGCGUCCCAUGCCAGUGGUCACCUGUACCUGUACAAUGUGGAUCACUCAUGUGGCACCACACCGCCCCAGUACUCUCUGCUGAGGCAGGGAGAGGGCUUUGCAGUCUAUGCCUGCAAGUCCAAGACCCCACGCAACCCUCUGCUUCGCUGGGCCGUGGGGGAGGGGGGUCUGAACGAGUUCUCCUUCUCCCCUGAUGGUGUGCAUGUGGCCUGUGUGGGGCAGGACGGCUGCCUGCGCGUCUUCCACUUUGACUCUAUGGAGCUGCAGGGGGUGAUGAAGAGCUACUUUGGAGGGCUCCUGUGCGUGUCCUGGAGUCCCGAUGGAAAGUACUUGGCUACGGGUGGAGAGGAUGACCUGGUGACCGUGUGGUCCUUCGCCGAGAGCCGCGUUGUAGCCCGGGGACACGGACAUAAGUCCUGGGUUAACGUAGUGGCAUUUGACCCCUUUACCACAUCCCUGGAGGAUGAGGAGCCCAUGGAGCUCAGCGGCAGUGAGGAGGACCUGCACCAGGGGACUCCCAACUCAUCCACCACGCAUUUUGGACGUGUUCGAACAAGCAGCACGCUGUCGCACCUGUCUCGCCACAGCUCCAGAGGAGGGGGCUCAGCGUCCGUCACCUACCGCUUUGGCUCUGUGGGACAGGACACUCAGUUCUGCCUGUGGGACCUCACAGACGACGUACUAUACCCACGCCUGCCCCUGUCCCGAGCCUUCACAAACACCUUCGGACCCUCACUGUCCAACUCGGGUAGUGGUGCGGUCAACAGCAUCUCCACAGGGGGUGGGGCUGGGGGUGUGGAGGGUCAUCACCACCCUCCCAACACCAACCCCCCCACACUGCCCCUACCACGCUCCCUGUCCCGCUCGAACUCUCUGCCCCAUCCUGCUGUGGCCAACGCCUCCAAGAGCCAGGGCAGCUCUGAGGGAGGGGUGUGUGGGGGUGGCAGUGGCAGUGGGGCUGGUAACUCCACCCCUUUCAGCAUCGGCCGCUUCGCCACACUGUCCCUACAAGAACGCAAGUCCGACAAGUCCAGUGUGGAGAAGGAGCACAAGCGCUACCAUAGCCUCGGCAACAUCAGCAAGAGCAACGAUAAGAUCAACGUGGCCCCCAGGAGCCAACGGCUGGAUGCGGCCAAGGUCCUGGGUACCACCCUGUGCCCACGCAUGCAUGAGGUACCCCUGCUUGAACCUCUGGUGUGUAAGAAGAUCGCCCACGAGAGGCUGACCGUCCUCGUCUUCAUGGACGACUGCAUCAUCACAGCCUGUCAGGAGGGCCUCAUCUGUACAUGGGCCCGGCCAGGGAAGAUGAACAUGACAGCACAAAAUGGGAGCUCUCCGAGUGGGACGGUGGUAUAGCUGAGGGACUUUCUAGGACUCCACUGGAACGCCACUGUCCCCUGGGUCCCCUGGGUUUCCUGGGGUGCCUCCCUGCACUGGAUAGAGGGCGGAUCAUUGCACUUGGACAUAAACAGACCACAUGUGGACUUAGAGCUGAUGUCUGUGCUGAGUUAGAAUGAGGGCUGCAACAGCCAAUUGUAAUUCAUCAAUUGAAAUAAUCACCACCCAUUCAGUCAUCAAUAACACUAGGUCCUGAGAGAAGAGCUCUUACUAACAACAAGAAUAAAACUGUACAAGGAAAAUAUGUCAGAUUUACCUUCUGUCUGUAAACUCUCUUUUAACUGUUCACAUUUUUAAAAGGAAAACAAUCGUAUAUUGUUGUACCUUUUUGUUAGCUGAUAAGGUUUAUAGAUAUCAAAGUCAUGUCACAUUUGAUCACAUUCCACACUUCAUCAUAAACUACUGUAGCCACGGGCACCCAGGGGCUGCCCAGGAGCUGCCCAGGAGCUGCCCAGGGGUCUGCCCAGGGGCUGUCCAGGGGCUGCCAAUCUGCGGCAACAUCUUCUAAACCCACCAAGCACUACUUAUUCCUUCACUCCGCGAAGAAAAAUGGUUGGUUGCAGCCCUGGUUGGUGAGGGAUAUUUGAAAUUUGUGUUUUUGUUUCUGAGAGAGUUUCUCGUGAGGGAGAAGAGACUUAAGCCCCACUCCAUCUUAUUUAUUUGAAAGAACUGUGUAGUAAUUUAUAUUGUAAAGUAACAAAGUAACUAAUAAAUACUCAAAAGACAUGCCACGUAUGGAAAUGUCAUGGAGAAACUGCAGAAAAAUGCAGGUGUGUGGGAGCAGUCCUCACUUUGCACAUCCAAACCCACAGUCCACAGAUGAUAUACUGGGAUCACCAUUGGAGGCAGCAUUCUUUAUUUGCGAUGAGACGUUGGACUCUUUGUUGAAAUGUUACGGGCUCUCUGGAACACUGCUGGAGACCACAAACUGGAGUCAUGGUCUUGGUUGAAAUGAAUUUGCUUUUGUUUCUUUCAGUGUCCAAUUCCAAAACGGCAAAUACUGCAACCUCAUCAUAAUAAGGAAUACAUCUAGAACAGAGGUUCUGCUGAAACACAAUAAAUGCGCA